UCUUGGAUGCGUCCUAUCCGAAUGCGUACGCUUUCUUCGCAUACUGUAUUCGACGGGAUUCAGCUCGUUGUUGGCCCCAAUCCAGCUCUCGCCAUCUGCUUGCCUGCUUCAGAUGUUAUAUCCCCCCUUCCUGGAACUGGAUAAGAGUACGAAGGACAAAACAUUUUCCUGUCUUUGACGUGGGAGGUCCAACUGGGGUACGAAGAGAAAGUAAUGCAGCGGCCUUCGGAAAUGGAGAAAGACAUCUCUGUGGCCAUGAAGUCCACGGAACGGCUGCACGAGCAGGCAUUCGCACGGCAGGUGGAACGCCAAAAGCCAGAACUGGACCAAAACGACCUUUUAACGUCACCAGCACCGGAAACAGCGGCCCCUGGCCAUGGCGGACUCCAACUUCAAUCAGCGGAGAAAGCGCUGGAGAGUGACGUAAGCGGUUCAGGUGAAUCGGUGUGCCAGCUGGUGAAAACCGAGAAUGGCAGCGCCACUGCCACACAUCGGGAGGAAAGGGGAUGUGAAGCUCUGUUGCCAGCACCAGCUCGCGACGACGAUGGCGCGCUCCGGUUUCUUCCCGUGGAGAAUUUGACGGAGACCUUCCAGUAUGUGCCCACCGUUGCCCAGUGCCACCUGCGGGCGGUUUGCGCCGGCUGGAACGGCAUCCUGACAUCAACCUCAGCAAAGCGCUUGCUGUACAUCCAGUCCCCAGCAGAAAUGCGUUUUGAGAAGUGCAGUUCGUUUGAUUGUGCGGGUACUGCUGAUGUCAGUGCACGUUCAUGUUGGAGUAAUCGCGCCGUGGGCGUUGUGGGUGGGCUAAACUAUGGUGCCAAAAUGCGAUUGGAACUAUUUGCUGGUGAUGUGCGCUUGCACUUGGCCACCCAAGGAAGAACCGAGAAAGAACUUCUGGGGAAUCUUGUACUGAAGGAUGUUGACUGCUGCUUUUUUCCUUUUCGCUUCGCUGAUUUCAUUUCCCUUCUUCGCGACGUGUUCAACUCUCUGGCAGCGAUGUGUCAUUCGCUGACCGUGAAAAACUUCACAUGCGAGAUUGUCGACAAUGAAAGGGAUGGCUGUGUGCCGAUCACCAUCCGCAUCCCCUUCGGACAAAUGAGCCACGGUCGGCGUCUAACUCUUGCUGACUGGUACAACAUGAUUGAACAAGCCUGUCCGCUGCUGGACGACCAGCAAAAGACUCUGGUGUCAACUACGCUCAAGGAAUGUGAACAGGAUUUCUUACUUUCCUUUGAUCUGAAACAGAUUCGAAAACGACAGGCUAAAGAUCCCCGGAAAAGCCGCAGAGCUUUAAAGUUGCUUCCAUUUGAUGGUUCACUGGCCUCCAUCGAUGUGAACCGAUUGACGCAAAUGGUGCAAUACCUGAUGUACUGUCGAAUAAUGAACAGUAAAGUGAAGCUGGACGUGGAUUUAUAAACCUCCCUUUAGGCGGUUAUCCCAUUUAC
Paramacrobiotus metropolitanus is the source of this 1445-nucleotide messenger RNA. RefSeq lists its product as uncharacterized. The record is from RefSeq and is a predicted model, not a curated record. Bases 214 to 1416 code for a protein of 400 amino acids. The transcript has 4 exons. Lineage: Eukaryota; Metazoa; Tardigrada; Eutardigrada; Parachela; Macrobiotidae.